This is a messenger RNA of Catharus ustulatus (Swainson's thrush), 1236 nucleotides long. It is a transcript of the gene MED20, whose product is annotated as mediator complex subunit 20. The record is from RefSeq and is a predicted model, not a curated record. The coding region runs from base 66 to 701 and encodes 211 amino acids. Gene Ontology annotation, molecular function: transcription coactivator activity. Gene Ontology annotation, cellular component: mediator complex. NCBI's taxonomy places the organism in Eukaryota, Metazoa, Chordata, Aves, Passeriformes, Turdidae. The transcript has 4 exons. Gene Ontology annotation, biological process: regulation of transcription by RNA polymerase II.
CCGGGCCCGCUCCGCCUCUUCCCGGGGCCGCCGGGCCCGCCCGUUCCGGUGGUGGCGGCGGCACCAUGGGGGUCACCUGCGUGUCGCAGGUGCCGGUGGCCGAGGGCAAGAGCGUGCAGCAGACGGUGGAGCUGCUGGCGCGGCGGCUGGAGGCGCUGGGCGCGGACAAGCAGGGCACGUUCGGCGUGGACUGCGAGACCUACCACACCGCGGCUGCCCUCGGCACUCAGGGGCAGACAGGGAAGCUGAUGUACGUCAUGCACAACUCCGAGUACCCCCUGAGCUGCUUCGCCCUCUUCGAGAACGGGCCCUGCCUGGUGGCUGAUGCCAACUUUGACACCCUCAUGGUCAAGCUCAAGGGAUUCUUCCAGAACGCCAAGGCCAACAAGAUCGAGAGCCGCGGCACCCGCUACCAGUACUGCGACUUCCUGGUGAAGCUGGGCACCGUCACCAUGGGCCCCAGUGCCAGGGGAAUUUCUGUGGAGGUGGAAUACUGCCCCUGUGUGAUCCCCAACGACUGCUGGAACCUGCUGAUGGAGUUCAUGCAGAGCUUCAUGGGCAGCCACACGCCCGGGAUCCCGUCGGUGUUCGGCUCCAAGCACGACAGCACCUACAGCCCCGGGGACACCAUGGUGCAGUACAUGGAGCUCUUCAACAAAAUCCGCAAGCAGCAGCAGGUCCCCGUGGCUGGCAUCAGGUGAAGAGAAUUCCCUGAGCUCCUGGACUCUCAGGAAUCUCUCCAAAGCGUGGCACAAGCAGAACUUGGAUUUUUUAGUUGGUUUUUUUUGGUCUUUCCCAUCUGCGAGUUUUCCGGGUGUCCCGCGCGGUUUGGGAUUGUUGGAGGUUUUGUGGUUUUUUUGGACAGUGUUUCCUGCAGGGAAAAGAGGAAUUCUAGCCAAAAGGAAAGGCAGAGCUGCUGUGACUGCAAACAGCUACAGGAGGAAUGUCUGAAAUCUCUAUUUUUGCUGUAUUCCAGCCCAAUAAAACGCUGGAUUUCGGGAGGAGGAGUUGUCCUGCACACUGAGGGUUGUGCUGAUUCCUGUUGUUUAUUUAUGCCCCCAAAACAAACAUUUCUCUAUGAAAAAAAUCCAGGAAAUCUCACAUUUUUCUUACCUUGCCUUCAUCCUCUGUAGCUGAUGGGAAUGUCAGAAUCUCCUGCCUGUCAGUGAAGGCUCUGGGUACAUUAAAAAAUGAAAUAAAUAAGCCUGGCAGGAGCUUUGUCAGGCACUGAGAGAA